Daldinia vernicosa is the source of this 1578-nucleotide messenger RNA. Its product is annotated as cytochrome P450. Gene Ontology annotation, molecular function: heme binding; oxidoreductase activity, acting on paired donors, with incorporation or reduction of molecular oxygen; monooxygenase activity. The transcript has 8 exons. The coding region runs from base 1 to 1578 and encodes 525 amino acids. The record is from RefSeq and is a predicted model, not a curated record. NCBI's taxonomy places the organism in Eukaryota, Fungi, Ascomycota, Sordariomycetes, Xylariales, Hypoxylaceae.
AUGGACAAUUCCAAAUCAUUCGUCGAAUCGCCUACAAGCCUAGGCGUAGUGCUUAUUGUCACUGGGGUAUUUCUUUAUAGUGCAUUUAGAAUUCUGUAUCGAAAGUUUCCAUAUCCACUUCCACCGUCUCCUCCAGCGGAGCCCAUCCUUGGGCAUUUCAGGAGGUUACCAACAGAAAAUGCCCACUUUAAGCAUAUGGAGUAUGCUAAGCAGUAUGGCUCCGAUAUCAUCUAUUUCAAUGUGUUGGGUAACCAUAUGGUUGUCCUUAACACUCAGAAGGCUGCGAAUGAGCUUCUGGAUAAGCGCGGUGCCAACUACCAAGACAGGCCUAGAUUUGUCUUGUUUGAUGUUAUGGGAUGGGGUCUGACCUUAACUUUCCUUCCAUACGGACCAAGAUUUCGUUUACAUCGUUCCGUCUUACAAACGGGUUUCACGAAGACGGCGAUCACGAACUAUAGGCCAAUUCAGGAAGAUGAAGCGAGGCAAGCAGUUUCAAGAAUUCUCAAACGCCCAGAAGCUUGGGACUUUUCACUUCGGCGCUUUGCUUCCGCGAUAGUUCUUCGUAUCGGAUUUGGCGUUACUGUUAGAUCAGAUGACGACCCCUAUAUUAAAAUCGCGAUAGAUGCUAAUAUGGCGACUGGAGGAGGAGGAAAUCCAGGAACUGCCUUAGUCGACUAUCUACCAUCAUUUCGAUAUAUCCCACAAUUUCUUAAUUUUUCAAGAAGCUUGCAACAUGCGCGAAAAUGGGGAUGGGCCAUUCAAAACUUACACGAUAUUCCAUUUUCAGCCAUCAAAAAGGAGUUUGACGAAGGGACGGCCAACCCAUCAUUCGCAUAUUCACUCCUCACUAAGUAUAAAGAAAACGAGGAGGAAGGUAUUGCUAAUGAACUUACACUUCAAGAUAUCCAGGGUGCAUCUGGCGCUGUUUUUAUCGCAGGUUCUAACACAACCUUCGCUACGACGACUAUUGCUAUCCUGAACAUGAUGUUAAAUCCCGAAGUUUUUCAAAAAGCGAGAGCCGAGAUUGAUAGGGUAGUUGGAACAGAAAGACUACCUACGUUCCAAGACAGGCCAAAUUUGCGUUACAUUGACUAUUUAGUCGAGGAAGUCUCAAGAUGGAGACCCUUAUCGCCAAUUGGAAUACCUCAUAGGUCCCUAGAAGACGACAUUUACAACGGAAUGUUUAUCCCUAAAGGGACCGUGGUCUAUUAUAACACAUUCGCUAUGUCCAGAGACUCCAAUGUGUAUAAGGACCCCGAGAAGUUCAACCCGGAUAGAUACAUCCCAAAGGAAGAAGGCGGGGAUGGCGAGCCUCUGCUCGUUGGCCCAUUUGGCUUCGGUCGCAGAGUAUGCGUCGGACGCCACUUAGCACAAGCAUCGGUGUGGAUAAUUAUGGCGACUCUCAUAGCCACCACUGACAUAUCGAAACCUAUCGGGACAGACGGAAAGCCCAUUGAACAAACUAUCCAAUUCAGUACCGGACUAUCAAGCCAUCCUGGCAAGCUCGAUGUAGUUUUCAGACCCAGAUCUGAGAAGGCUGAAAGACUUCUUGCUGAGGCGGUUAAGGAUGCUCGGUAA